This is a messenger RNA of Aureococcus anophagefferens, 2004 nucleotides long. RefSeq lists its product as hypothetical. The record is from RefSeq and is a predicted model, not a curated record. Gene Ontology annotation, molecular function: ATP hydrolysis activity; ATP-dependent protein folding chaperone; ATP binding. The coding region runs from base 1 to 1938 and encodes 645 amino acids. Gene Ontology annotation, biological process: protein folding. Gene Ontology annotation, cellular component: chaperonin-containing T-complex. The transcript has a single exon. Lineage: Eukaryota; Pelagophyceae; Pelagomonadales; Pelagomonadaceae.
AUGCACGGCGCCGGCGCGGCGGGCUGGGUCGCGCGAGCGCGAGUUUCGCGCGCGCGGCGACGCGGGGAGCGGCGCGGGGUCGCGAGCGUGGUGUUUUGUGGUAGGCGGUGCGGCGGCGCGACGCUGGAGCGCGUGCUGCGCGCGUCGAGCUGCCCCAAGCACAGGCUUUGCCACAGGCUGUGGCCCACUUUAAGAGCGGAUUUUGGCCGGGGUGUCGAGCCAAGCUCGCCGUCGACCGCUGAGCCGCCCGCUGGAGCGCCUCUAAACUCGCGGUCGCGUCCUCGUCGCGUGCUCGUCGCGCGCCGCGCCGCCCUCGCCGCAACCAUGUCGAUGGUCUUCGACGAGUACGGGCGGCCCUUCAUCAUCUUGAAGGAGCAGCAGCAGAAGAGCCGCAUCAAGGGCUUGGAGGCGCAGAAGCACAACAUCAUGGCCGCGCGGUCCGUGAGCAACAUCCUGCGCACGUCCCUGGGCCCCAAGGGCAUGGACAAGAUGAUGGUGAGCCCCGACGGCGACAUCACGAUCACGAACGACGGCGCGACGAUCCUGGACAAGAUGGCCGUCGAGCACCAGGUGGCCCGGCUCCUGGUCGAGCUGUCGCAGUCCCAGGACGACGAGAUCGGCGACGGCACGACGGGCGUCGUCGUGCUCGCCGGGUCGUUGCUGGAGCAGGCCGAGAAGCUCCUGGACAAGGGGCUCCACCCCGUGCGCAUCGCCGAGGGCUUCGAGACCGCGUGCAAGGUCGCGAUGAAAACGUUGGGCGACGUCGCGGACACCGUGGCCUUCGACAAGACCAAGGACGACAAGGUCCUCGUGGAGACGGCCAUGACGACCCUGAGCUCGAAGAUCAUCAACGUGCACAAGCGGAAGAUGGCGCAGAUCGCCGUCGACGCGGUCAUGUCCGUCGCGGACGUCGACCGCAACGACGUCAACUUCGACAUGAUCAAGAUGGAGGGCAAGCCCGGCGGGCGCCUCGAGGAGACGGAGCUCAUCAAGGGCAUCGUCAUCGACAAGGACAUCUCCCACCCCCAGAUGGCCAAGGAGAUCAAGGACGCGAAGAUGUGCAUCUUGACGUGCCCCUUCGAGCCGCCCAAGCCCAAGACGAAGCACAAGCUCGACAUCACGUCCAAGGAGGACUACGACAAGCUCUUCGCCCGCGAGCAGCACUACUUCACGGAGAUGGUCGCGCAGUGCAAGGCCUGCGGCGCGAACAUGGUCAUCUGCCAGUGGGGCUUCGACGACGAGGCGAACCACCUGCUCCUGCAGGCGGGGCUGCCGGCCGUGCGCUGGGUCGGCGGCGUGGAGCUGGAGCUCAUCGCGAUUGCUACGGGCGGCCGCAUCGUCGCGCGCUUCUCCGAGCUGAGCGAGGCGAAGCUCGGCAAGGCGGGCUGCGUCCGCGAGGUCGCGUUCGGAACCACCAAAGAGCGCAUGCUCGUCAUCGAGGACUGCGCCUCCAGCGAGGCCGUCACGGUCCUCGUGCGCGGCGGCAACAAGAUGAUCGUCGAGGAGGCGAAGCGCAGCCUCCACGACGCGAUGUGCGUCGUGCGGAACCUCGUCAAGGACAACCGCAUCGUCUACGGCGGCGGCGCGGCGGAGAUCGCCUGCUCCAUCGCCGUGUCCCAGGCCGCCGACGACGCCACGGGCCAGGACCAGUACGCCAUCCGCGCCUUCGCCGACGCGCUCGACGACGUGCCCAUGGCCCUCGCGGAGAACUCGGGCCUCUCGCCGAUCACGGAGCUCACGGCCGUCAAGGCCAAGCAGCUCGCGGAGAAGAACCCGAACCUGGGCGUCGACUGCCUCCAGCAGGGCACCAACGACAUGAAGCAGCAGAAGGUCUUCGAGACCCUCAUCGGCAAGCAGCAGCAGGUCCAGCUCGCGACGCAGGUCGUCAAGAUGAUCCUCAAGAUCGACGACGUCAUCAUGCACGGCUCCUACGCCUAGGGGGGCGCGCGCCCCGGCGAAAAGGCGCGCCCCGGCCGGCCGCGCCCGGUUUAACCUCGACAUCCG